This is a messenger RNA of Amborella trichopoda, 1365 nucleotides long. Its product is annotated as RNA-binding (RRM/RBD/RNP motifs) family protein. Gene Ontology annotation, biological process: mRNA splicing, via spliceosome. Gene Ontology annotation, cellular component: catalytic step 2 spliceosome; U2 snRNP; precatalytic spliceosome. Gene Ontology annotation, molecular function: RNA binding. The record is from RefSeq and is a predicted model, not a curated record. NCBI's taxonomy places the organism in Eukaryota, Viridiplantae, Streptophyta, Magnoliopsida, Amborellales, Amborellaceae.
UAUUUAUGGGGUCCUUGUAACAUGGGUAGACGCUCUGAUAUGAUAGCAUAGAAUGCCGCUAAAAAAAGUAGCAAGGAAAUUCUCAGAGUGCCUUCCCAGCGCAGCGCGCAUCACAUCUAGAGAGAGAAAGAAGCGUGACAGUUCCUUGAGAGAGAGAACAGUGGCGGAAGAGAAGCAUCGGAGAAGAGAGCUCACAGAAGCAGGAGCUAGGAGUAGAGAGAGAAAGAGAUUAUAAGGAAAAGGAGGAAGAGCUUGUAGAGAGAGAGAGAGAUGGCAACCAUCAGCUUGAGGAAGGGCAACACACGGCUUCCCCCAGAGGUGAACAGGGUCUUGUACGUGAGGAACCUCCCCUUCAACAUAUCGAGCGAGGAGAUGUAUGAUAUCUUUGGCAAAUAUGGGGCGAUCAGGCAGAUCAGGAUCGGAACCAGUAAGGAUACGAGGGGGACGGCGUUCGUGGUUUAUGAGGACAUCUACGAUGCGAAGACGGCUGUUGAUCACCUCUCUGGUUUCAAUGUGGCGAACAGGUAUCUCAUAGUUCUCUAUUAUCAGCAGGCAAAGAUGAGCAAGAAGGUGGAUCAGAAGAAGAAGGAGGAUGACCUUGCCAAGAUGCAGGAGAAAUAUGGAGUCUCUGCUAAAGAUAAGUAGAAUUUGGAAUUGUAAUUGGACUCUUCCCUCUAUUUAGCGCUCUCUAUUUCUAGGGUUUUUGGGAACCCUCGAGUUUUGGGGUUUCUGUUUUUUAGGGUUUUGUUUCUAGGGUCUUUCUGAAGUUCAAUGUGUUUUAGUGGAUUGCUCACUCUCAAUCUCUGCCUGACUCUGUCUCUGAAAAGCAUGGAAUGUUUCUUCUAGUGAUGUACAGUUUUGUGUCCCCGUUUCUCUCAGUAUCUAUCUCUAUCUCUGUUGUGUUUUUGAAUUGAGGUGAUGUUUUAAUGGUUUUCUUGGUGUCUGUUUCUUUUUAGGGGUUUGUGGGGUCUAUCAGAGGUUGUUAAUGGUUUCUCUGUUUGUAGGAAUUUUCUGGAUACUGGGGUAAUUAGGGCAUAAUUUGACUAUUGGCUACCAUUUUUGGCUUCAUUGCGAUUGGUACGGUUUCUAGGGUUUUCCUGGCUUCUUAUGUAAUCAUCUACUGGCUUCAUGAAAGAUUUUGAUGUACUGGAUCAUGGUUGAUUGAUAAGCAAUGUAUGGAGGUACAAAUGGUAUAGUGCAUUACUCAGUAUAAAAAAAUGAUAUUCUCUGAAGUAUAAUGGGGUUGUAAGUGCUAUUUGUGUUUUUACCAAGUGUUAGUUGGACUAUUUCUGUUAUGGAUGUAAUGAGGCAUGUAUGUGUUUCAAUAUAUUCAACAAAUAAAAUGAGUUAGCUUUAUUGCCUUUA